AUGUGCUACAAGAUCAUUCAGUACGUUGAAUACAGGUGUUCGCACCAAUAUCCAACCAGGGAGCAGAUAGUCGACUGCAACAGUCGCAACUGUCGGCUGAGCAGUCUGCAUAGGUCGGACGCACACGACUGCCCUUCAAUUUGUCGACAGGAGUGA
Molecule: messenger RNA, 156 nt
Organism: Gloeophyllum trabeum ATCC 11539
Lineage: Eukaryota; Fungi; Basidiomycota; Agaricomycetes; Gloeophyllales; Gloeophyllaceae
Exons: 2
Coding region: 1-156 (51 amino acids)
Source: RefSeq, a predicted model, not a curated record